Molecule: messenger RNA, 3436 nt
Organism: Nilaparvata lugens (brown planthopper)
Lineage: Eukaryota; Metazoa; Arthropoda; Insecta; Hemiptera; Delphacidae
Product: lysosome membrane protein 2
Exons: 10
Coding region: 297-2072 (591 amino acids)
Cellular component (GO): cytoplasm; membrane
Molecular function (GO): scavenger receptor activity
Source: RefSeq, a predicted model, not a curated record
CACCAGUUAUCAUUGAGCGUUGAGCCCAUGCGCUCAAAUCAACCAACUUGUUAUCUCUGGUUGGAAAAUGUCUUUGUCGUUUAGCAACCGAACGCGUAAUCAUCGACGCAGUCUGCUGUGAGAACAAUUAGAUUUCGCUUUCAAUGUUCUAGUGCCGUGCGAGUAAGCCAGACGUGCCUCGGUGCUGUAGGUGUGUGGACUAGUGGCGAAUGUGUGGAAUGUGUCAUCCAUCAUCAGUAGUUGAGUUAGGAUCGGAUCAGUCGUUUUCCCCAAACUGAAAGUUUCAAUUUAUUGAAAUGGCCACCUCUCCCAGUUACAGUGGUUGUAUAUCAGGGAAAAGUGCUGAGAAAAUCUCUGACCCCGAUGUGGAAAAACGGGCAACCCUCAGCACUUCCGCUACCCACCUCCCUCCUGAAACUUUUCUUUCCAAAAUGAAACAAAUACUUUGCGGAGACAAUGUUGACAAAAUCAAACGGAAGGAAGGAAUAAAACACAAAACAUCUCCACGCUCCUCCAAAAAGAAAUUGGGAUACAGUAUUUGCGGUGUUGUCGUACUUUUCACUUUGUUCUGCUGCAGUACCACAGCCUGCAUAAUAAUGUGGUUCACCGAUGUUUAUUUGAGUCAAGUUCUGGAGCAAAUGACAGUCCACAAUGGAAGUUUAGUUUAUAACUCAUGGAGGAAACCAUCUUUGAAGCCUCUAAUCUGUAUCUACGCUUUUAACUAUACAAAUUUAGAAGAGUAUACAUACUUCAGAGCAGGAAAACUGAGAAUCAAAGAAAUUGGACCCUAUUGCUACAGAGAAACGUUGGAGAAAGUCCAUAUUUCAUUCCAAGAAGAUGAAGGCACAGUUACAUACGGUAACAGAAGGAGCCACAAAUUUGAUGCAAACCAUUCUCGCGGGAAACCAGACGAUGUCCUUUAUCUUCCAAAUCCAGUCAUUUUUACAGCUGUCUCACAUGUGAAGAAUUCUCCUUAUCUACUCCAGAUACUUAUGCACACAGUGGUGAAAUUUGCCAAUUCCGAAGUUAUUUUAAAAGUGAAAGUAGAAGAUUUCUUAUUUGGCUAUGAUGACAAUUUAUUGAGAUUUGCUACAGGAUCAGCCAAGCUGCUGCAGAAGAAUAUACCUUAUGAAAAAUUUGGAAUUCUGGCAAUAAGAGCAGCAGAAACGAACAACACUGUGACGGUGCAAACAGGCCAUAAGGACCUGCGACACAUCAACGUGGUGCGUGCGUUCAACAACAAGACCGUGAUGGACGUGUGGCACGGCAACGAGUGCAACCGCAUCGACGGGAGUGAUGGCGCUUUCUUCUUCAGAAAGGAUCUAGAGCAGCACAAAACUCUGUACAUAUUCCACGAGGACGUUUGCCGCAGAUUACCCCUCGUCUUUGAAAAGUACGUUGAUUUUCAGGGUGGUGUGAAAGCAUUGAGGUACCAUUUGUCGCCUACAGCAUACAACACAGAGAACACAUGCUAUUGUCGGUCGAAUUGCCCUCCCAGAGGUGUAUUCGAUUUGUCACCAUGUGCUCAUGGUGUACCGCUUGCAAUGUCAUUCCCUCACUUUUUGAAUGGCGAUCCAGUUCUGUUUAAGAAGAUUGCAGGACUAAAGCCGAAUAAAAAUCUUCACGAUUUCUACAUUGAUAUUCAACCGAAGUUGGGAUUUACACUGGGUAUGGUUUCUAGGCUACAAAUGAAUUUGAGAGUACAAAAGCCUCCGGCCGAUGUUUUAUUGAAGGCUUUCAAUAAUAACAUGAUCUUGCCCUUGGUCUGGCUCGAAAUUUUUGCAGAUCAGAUGCCCGACGACAUUUUCAGAGUGAUCUACCACGCAACGUUCACAGUGAGGAAUGCCCAGAUCGUUCUCAUGUAUGGCACAUUGAUUUCAACAGUACUGUUAGCCAUCUGCUUCAUGAAUUCGGCGUGGAAGGUGUGGAGAAGAAGCAGGGAGGACACAAAAUCGUCGGCUCUGUCGUUACCGUCGUCGGCUGGUCUUACAAUUGUCAAGUUUCCACAGCACGUGAAAAAGCCAGCAGCGCCCCCGAGGGAAAUCAUCGUUGAGCGGCUGUCCGAAGUGUGAUUUGCGAAAAAUGUACUCUCAAAUGUGACAAAAUAGUGAACUUUCUAGUCUGUUGCUACUAGGAUAGCGAUCAAUAAGAAACUUCCUUCAACAAAAUGUAUUAAGACGAUUAUUAAAGUACUGUAUUUCAGAUUAAAGACUCUUUGCUGCUAUGGGCCUAUGACUUGAAGUUCCAUCUUUAGUAACCAGUGAUGAGAGUGAAUGAAAAAAUAUGAUUGAACAAAUAAAUGAAAAAAACUUGAAACUAUGAGGGAAAUAUUCAGAAAACAACUCAAAGUCUGUAUUGAAAAAGUCUAACGAACAAUUUUGUACACCACCCUUUCAUCACAUUAAUCACCAAUUCUCAGUUUCUCAUGAACUUCCAAACUUAAUACCUUCCAAACGGGGUGUAUACUCGUAGAUACCAAUAUAAAUUUACGUUCCUAGGGUUAAUCUUUAGUAAAAUAAACAUUCUUGUAAUAGAGUUCUAUGCUCACUGCAAGAACUCUAAGGAGGGGCAUGAAAAACGAUCAACAAAAUAUUAAAACGAAGUUUUGUAAUGUAUUGAAGACAGAAGACAUAUUUAUAUAUCUCAAAAAAAACUCUUCCAAGUGAUGAAUAUAUGAGUUCUGUCAUAGUCAUGCCUGUCGUACGCUAUUUAUCCAACGUGAAAUAUGAAAAUUCAAUUUUUAGUGUUCAAAUGAAUUUAUAACUGUGGUUUGAAUAGUAACUGAAUAGAAUAUUUCUAAGGACAUGAUUUAUAGGGUCCAUGACUAUCAGAGAUAAAAUGAUGCUGCGGAGAGUUAAAAAGGUAUACAUACAUUCAUGUAAAGAUUAAUAACUUGUUAAGAGUGUGAUAGGCAUAAUGGUUUACAUUCAUGUUAAGAGAAUUAUUAAUAGUAAUGAGUAAACUCAAUUCGAAUUUUAGAUUAAGAAGACUUUGAUGACAUAUAGAUAAAUACAAUAAAUUCAAAUUUAUUUAUCCUUAACGAUAGUUACAAAGUUUGAAACUUGAAGUAUAAAAUGCAUAACAUAAUAGUUAGAUAUACAGUAGGUAGUAUAAUAAGUAAUUAUAUAAUAUAUAGGAGGAUCCCUGCAAGGUUAAGAAAAUCUGAGCGCAGAGGCCGAGUGUUGAAAUUUUUUUAUAAAUUAAAAGGAAUUAUAAAAGAUUCUUAGAUCAAAGAUAACUAAAAGAUUAUCACAGAAUAACAAUGUAAAACUUAAUUAUUCAUUAUAAUAAUGUAGUUGUAAGAAAAGAGACAAUUAUGAAGAUAUGUAGAAGAAGAAGACUCUUAAUAUCAAAAAACAAAAAAAUGAACAAAAUAAAAAUCAGAACAAUGUUAGCAUACUUUCUUUCGAAUAAACAACAAUCAUUAUAUCCUUAA